Molecule: messenger RNA, 737 nt
Organism: Brachypodium distachyon (stiff brome)
Lineage: Eukaryota; Viridiplantae; Streptophyta; Magnoliopsida; Poales; Poaceae
Product: histone H2B.1
Exons: 1
Coding region: 91-552 (153 amino acids)
Biological process (GO): nucleosome assembly
Cellular component (GO): nucleosome
Molecular function (GO): structural constituent of chromatin; DNA binding; protein heterodimerization activity
Source: RefSeq, a predicted model, not a curated record
CCUCUUCCGCUCCGCAUUCACAUCGCGAUCCAAAUUCCCCAACCACCAACGCACCAGCGAAGCCCGCUCCCUUCACCUCCCGAAGCAUCGAUGGCCCCCAAGGCGGAGAAGAAGCCGGCGGCGAAGAAGCCAGUGGAGGAGGAGCCCGCGGCUGAGAAGGCCGAGAAGGCCCCGGCUGGGAAGAAGCCCAAGGCGGAGAAGCGGCUGCCGGCGGGCAAGACCGCCUCCAAGGAGGGCGGCGGCGAGAAGAGGGGGAGGAAGAAGGGCAAGAAGAGUGUGGAGACCUACAAGAUCUACAUCUUCAAGGUGCUCAAGCAGGUGCACCCUGACAUCGGCAUCUCCUCCAAGGCCAUGUCGAUCAUGAACUCCUUCAUCAACGACAUCUUUGAGAAGCUGGCCGGUGAGGCAGCCAAGCUCGCCCGCUACAACAAGAAGCCCACCAUCACCUCCCGGGAGAUCCAGACUUCUGUCCGCCUCGUCCUCCCAGGAGAGCUCGCCAAGCAUGCUGUCUCGGAGGGCACCAAGGCCGUCACCAAGUUCACCUCCUCUUAGGUUGCUUGGCCUGUAUCUAUUUAGUGUUUGUAGUGUCUGUCUACUCUGGUUAUCUGCUUUAUGUUAGUAGUAGUGAUCGAUGGAAGUUGAUGAAUGCCUGCCAAUGUUUCGUUGGUUGUGUACUGCUCCUUUUAGAAACUGAGAUCUAGAAUAGCAAUAAACCAUUUCUGUUAAUUCCUCUGUGA